Molecule: messenger RNA, 615 nt
Organism: Penicillium subrubescens
Lineage: Eukaryota; Fungi; Ascomycota; Eurotiomycetes; Eurotiales; Aspergillaceae
Exons: 4
Coding region: 1-615 (204 amino acids)
Biological process (GO): cellular response to oxidative stress
Source: RefSeq, a predicted model, not a curated record
AUGUCUAACAUCGCUGCAUCGUUCAUCGAAGGAAUGAAGGGCCGACGGUCCAUAUAUGCCCUCACCAACGAAUCGACUAUCUCAGAUGGCCGGAUUGAAGAUAUUAUCUCUGAGGUUGUUAAACACACGCCCAGCCCUUUUAACAGCCAGACUGCCCGUUUGGUGGUCCUUUUGAAAGAGGAACAUGAGAAAUUGUGGGAUCUCGCCCUCGAAAUUGCUACCGCUACGGUGCCCCCGCAAGUACUUGAGAAUUUGUAUAAGCCUCGGAUCGCUGGUUUCCGUGCGGGUUAUGGCACUGUAUUGUUCUACGAGGACCCUGCUCCAUUGAAGCCUCUUGAGGAAAAGUGGCCUAUGUUGAUUGACAAGUUCCCCGAGUGGUCCAACCAUUCGACUGGAAUGCAUCAGUUUGCUCUUUGGACACUACUUGAAGCCGAGGGACUUGGAUGCAACCUGCAACAUUACAGCCCAAUGGUCGAUGCACGAGUCGCCGAGGAAUGGAAUUUGCCUGUUGAUUGGAGUCUCAAGGCCCAACUGGUCUUUGGCAAACCGACCGGGCCUCCUCGUGAGAAGACCUUUGAACCUCUCGAGAAGCGGAUUUUCAUCCACGGCAAAUAA